Cucumis melo (muskmelon) is the source of this 1281-nucleotide messenger RNA. RefSeq lists its product as uncharacterized. The coding region runs from base 1 to 1077 and encodes 358 amino acids. Gene Ontology annotation, cellular component: nucleus. The record is from RefSeq and is a predicted model, not a curated record. The transcript has 9 exons. Gene Ontology annotation, biological process: protein methylation. Gene Ontology annotation, molecular function: protein methyltransferase activity. Lineage: Eukaryota; Viridiplantae; Streptophyta; Magnoliopsida; Cucurbitales; Cucurbitaceae.
AUGAAGCCAUUAGAAGGAUUAAAUAGUGACAAAAAAUUAUUGUGUAGGAGACGACGACGGACCUCCAUGGACGACGGAAUCUCAGAAGAGUUGGUGAUGAGUGAGGUUCACCUUGGCUGCCCUCCUGGUUUUUUGGGCUCCUACGUUUCCAAUUUCACCAUUUCCUUCCCUUCCGGUUCUGAUGAUUUAAAUACUGAAACCAAAACGUAUGUCAGUGAUUCAUCGUCGAGUAAGCAACUCAUUGGUUUCGACGAAGAUGGAGAUCUUGUUUUACCCAGGCGCGUCAAUGUGGAAGAACCUUCAGUUCGUAGUUUUAAUGUGUCAAUCCAACAUGAUGUUAUGUCAACGAUACCAAGUGUUGGUUUGCAGGUGUGGAAAGCAGAACUAGUAUUAUCUGAUUUUGUCUUGCAUACAAUGCUUACUUCAUCUGAAUUCCAAGGAAUUGUUGCUUUAGAACUUGGAGCUGGAACAGGACUGGUUGGAAUACUGCUUGCACGGGUUGCUAAGACAAUAUUUCUAACAGAUAAAGGUGACCGUGUCCUUGACAACUGUGCCAAAAACAUUAAUCUUAAUUCUGGUGGGUUCAGUGCUGAAGUUGCAGUUCAUGUAAGGGAACUUGAUUGGACAAAACCUUGGCCUCCUAAGCGAACACAAGGAGAAUGUCUGCCAAAUAACAGGUAUUCCUGGGCCUCAUCAGAGGUUGAAGAGGCACUGGGAGCUUCCUUGCUUGUUGCUGCUGAUGUUAUCUAUAGCGACGACUUGACAGAUGCAUUUUUUAAUAUGUUGGAGAAGUUUAUGUCUCAAGGUUCAGAAAAGGUAUUGUACUUAGCCCUGGAAAAGCGCUAUAACUUCACACUGGAUGACUUUGACAUUGUAGCAAAUGGCUAUUCUCACUUCCUAAGUUACCUGAAGCACGAAAAGGAUGAUACCGAAAACAGUAGAUUGGAGCAGGAAUCAAAGCCGUAUUUCGUAGGCCACCGAAUUGAUCUCGCAAACAUCCCACAAUACGUCCUUAACUAUGAAAGAGGAAAAGACGUUGAAAUCUGGCAGAUUAAGUAUUGUAGGAAAGAGUCUUGAGAUCAUUAGAAGGUUGGGGACAUCUGGUGUAGAAGUCACGGUAAAUUAAGUCUGCCUCCACAUCUCUGGUGAGUUUUCCAUUCAAACUACAGUGCGAUGUUAAAACUCUACCAAGAAAACGUUUGGGGAUUUCUAUUUUUGUAGCCAAAUAUCUAUAAACAAUCCCAAUCUCAGUUUUGAUUCUAUAAACCUUUUUUUUCCUAA